AUGAUUGACACGUGGGGCAGGGUUCGUGGCGAUGCUGCGCAGUUGACCGGCAUGUUGCAAGUCACGGCUGAUGUCUCCGAGGCGGCCUUCAUAUUACCACCGGCUUGGCCCGACAUAUACACCUGGCGAAGCACGGAUUCACAGUGGAGCCCUGCCGAUGAGUGCAGUGAAGUUAUUGCGGCGCAGACGAGCUUUUUGGAACCGGGGCAGUUUCGGUCUGCUGCGACACAGAGCCGGGUGACCCGAACUUGGCCGACAGUGCGAAGAUUUUCCGAAUCGGAAUCGCAAACAGAGGAGCUGUCGGACGCGGCCAAGGCCAACAUAGAGAAACUGCAAGCAGAGAUUGAAGAGCUCAGUGGUGUCAAGGAAGAGAAGCAAGCUGCACAUUCUCGCCUCAAGCUCGAAAUCGACAAUUUUCGACAACGCACGUCAUCAGAGCUUGCGGCCGCCCGUGGUAAAGCUGCUGUCCCAUUGGUGCAAGAGCUCCUCCCUAUUGCUGAUGAAUUUGAAUAUGCCAAACAAAACUUGAAGAUCGAAACCGACGGCCAGAAAGCAGUAGUAGAGAAGUUUGAAGCGCUCUUUGACAAGAUGUUGGAAAGUUGGAAAUCCCUCGGCAUUGAGAAGAUGUCCAGUGUGGGCGAGCCCUUCAACCCAGAGCUACACGAAGCAGUUUCCAUGAUUCCCUCGGAGGAGUACAAAGAGGAAGUGGUGUGCAAUGAGCUUCGCCCGGGAUGGAUUCUGAAAACCCCAGGUUCGGAUGAGCAGCAGGUGCUGAGAGCUGCCUUGGUGACUGUCAGUGCAGGAAAGCUGUCUUCAUCGGCGACCGUUGCGUUGGAGCCGGUGCUGCUCCCCGCGGGUGGGCAAAGCCCGUCAUCAGGGCCAGCCGAGGGCUCCCAGGCCAGUUCUGGCGGCAGUGCCAAGGCGGAUCCGAGCGUUUCGUGCUUUGAGAGCCCAUGGAUCAGAUCAAUGAAGGCGUUGCUGGCGCUGUUUCCGGCGCUUGCAGCAGCAGCACUACGUUCGAAGGUUGCGCGUGAAGUGUCCGUCCCUUCUGUUCAGAGUAUGGAAGCAGCAAUUGCCCAGUUGAUCCAGCACAAGAAGGAGCCGGUCAGUCAGGAGCUGGUGAACGAAAUCAAGACACUCUUGGCAGACACAGUGAUGCCCCACCUGCACCAGCAGCGGCAACACAUUCAGGCACAGCUUGAUGCGGCUUCUCAGCACUUCGCGGAGUGCAAGGCUGCAACACCAGAAAGGGAAAGGACUGCUCCGCUCCGUGCCGAGCACGAGGGCUGCCGAUUUGCGGAGUCAGCGGCGGUGGACCAACAUGCAACCUGCAUCUCCGAACUGGAGUCUCUCGAAGCAGCGAAAGAUGAACACUGCCGUGCUUUCGAUGAAUUGAAUCAAAUUCCGGAGGCAUCCUGCGGAGUGCGGAGCGGAGAGAAUGCCACAGCAUGGUAUGUUCGGACCCUGGCUGAGCUCCACUGGGCACAAGAACGUCUCGUGCAGGCUGAAGCCACUUGCAACGCAGCACGACUCACGCACACAGCGAAGGUGGGCACCUGUACCGACGCGCAGAAGGUUCUGGCCGCUCUCAGGGCAAACUGCGAUGCAAAGCAGCUGGCGCUGGACCAAGCAGGCUGCGACUUGUACGACUCGGCGCUGGCAAAUUGCAGUGCAGAGGAGGCAUGCUACCAGCAGCGGCGCAGCAGCCACGAAGCGCUACUGGCUAAUGCACGCGACCAGGAGAAGACCCUCAAGGUCGAGCUUGAGGCAUUGCUGCGUAUACAGUGUCUACUCGAGACCUUCAGCCAUCGCCACCUCGAAGGAGCAAUCGACGAGUGCAAGGGCAAGAAGCAUGACACCGAGAAUAUAUCCCUGGUGUAUCACAACAUCUCAAUCACUUCGAACUGCAGCGUUCCUGGAGACUUGAAACCAGGCACAGUGACUUAUGAACGACGCCUUUUUGCGGCUUUGCCUGGCGUCGUGCCGAGCCGCUGUGGCGCCACAUGCUGCGUGUCACAGCAGCUGCUUCCUGCGGCGCCUGUGUACCAGGCAGUGCGCCAGUGCUACAGCUUCCGAGCGGCCUAUUCACCUCCUCUGAUUCCGGGAGAAGACCGGACAGUUGAGGAUACUGCGCAGGACUGCCAGAAAAGGUGCAAGCGGACGGCGGGAUGUGGUGGCUUCAGCUACACUUGGGAUGGAGGCUGUUUUGUCGCCCAUCGAUCUGCCACGAAGAUCUUUCAGCCGGGAGUCGUUGCUGGCCCCAUGGACUGCCUUGGCAUCCCGAACGAAUGCUACGGGUAUAACAGGAAGUUCACACCAGAGCUGGACGGUCAUGCUGGCGGUGCCGUCAAGGUGGCCUCCGAGGAGGAAUGCCAGAAACGUUGCUUUGAAACCGUGGGUUGUGGGCACUGGAUCCUCUGGUGGGAUAUGCGCUGCCACCUCGCAGGCUGUGGCGGUCAGGGUUACGGUCACAACGAAGAAGAGUGGCUCAGGGCGAUUGAUUCACAGGACAGUGAUCUGAAGGAGCUGGAGGGUCACAAUGGUGUUUGGCUGACUGCCGGCAUCAUUGUGGCCGAUGUCGUUGGUGCGGGUAUUUUGGCCAUGCCCCUGGCUAUGGCCAAGCUGGGGCUGGUGCCUGGAACGAUCACUCUAGUGGUGUUGCUUCUCGCGAACGUGCACAUCUCCAUCCUGAUGUGGCGGGUCAGGAUGUACUGCCCGACCUGCAUCGGCUCCGUGACUUUCACUGAGUUGGUGCGGGACUGCUUCGCAGAAGCUCCCGCCUGGCAGCGACACCUGAUGGUAAUCCUCACUGCAAUUUGCCAGAAAAGCUUCCUCUUUGGCCUCCUUGCAGUCUAUUUGAUGAGUGGGGCCAAGGGCCUUGGCAUGAUUCUACACUUCACCCAUCUCUGCUUGCCAGUGUGGGCUGUGCUGGCAGCUCUGCUGCUACUUCCGUUUGCGGGAACUGCUCGACACAUGGGCUCAUGGCAGUCACUAGUUUGGGUGAAUGUCAUCACGCUUUGCGGCACUGUGAUGAUCCCACUGGGAUACUAUGGCAUCGUUGGCGUGAGCGGCAUUCGCCUUCCAGGAAGCGAAGUCGAAUUCUUCGUCGACCCAAAGUUUGAGGACAUCUUGAGCGCUUUGUCAACUUUUACCUUCGGGAUGACCUCACAGUUCAUGCUGAUGGAGAUCAUAUCUGAGAUGAAAGUUCCCAUGCAGUUGCCCAAGGCCUAUGCAGGCAUCUCCGCCCCCUUCCAACUGUCCAUGUUUGCCAUCGCCGGGAUCGGUGGCUACAUGUUCAUGGGCAGCAAGUGCAUUGAUCUCAGGAAUGAGAACUUGCCCUUCGGGUUGCCGUUUCAAAUCGCAGCGGGAUGCAUGGCAGCCCACAUGCUGAUCUCCUACCUGAUCAAAGGUGUGGUCUUCUGCAAAUCCAUCCAUCGGCUUGUGGAUCGAGAUUUCGCAUCGGCCAGCGACAGCAGAACACGCUCUUGGAUUGGUUGGACGCAUCCUGGCAUAAGACUUGCUUCAUCCUUGAAACAAGUGAAGUUGAAUGACUCUGCAGACUUUGGAUACUUGUGGAACUUGAAGCUCCAGCAUGUGAUCGUCCUUGCAAUGCUCGCGCUUGUUAAGACGACGGUAGUGGCGGUGCUUUGCAUCUGCUGGCUUUUGGCGAACCUCGUGCCCUUCUUCUCUGAUGCCGUGGACCUGCUGGGUGCCUCUGUGACACCGAUCUCCUGCUGGCUGAUACCGACAGCUCUCUACAUCAGGUUCUAUUGGGAUUAUCCGCACUUGCGUUCCUCAGGUCACCCCUGGUUGACCAUCGUGGAGUGGAUUGUCAUAGGUGCCGAGAUCACCAUGGCUCUGAUUCUGACUGUCUUUGGGACAGCAGCCGCCGUGGACAAAAUCGUGCAGGAUUGGCACACCUUCGGCAUGCCCUUCAGCUGCCACUGCCAAGGUCUCUGGAGCACUUGUGCUUGCUCAGCAGAUCAUGUGGGGAUGACAGAUGUUUGCAGCGCGUGA
Messenger RNA from Symbiodinium necroappetens, 4017 nucleotides. The record is from the annotation of a GenBank genome assembly. NCBI's taxonomy places the organism in Eukaryota, Dinophyceae, Suessiales, Symbiodiniaceae.